UACCCUAUAAUAUUAACACCAAAUAAGGGAAACCCCUGAAAAACCUAGAAACCCUCAAAAACCCUAGAAACAAAGAAAGGUUUGGAAUUCAUCUAGGUGGAAGAAAAGAAAUGGAGGAGACUACAAUGGAAGGGGGAGGUGACCACAACAGAGAAAUGGAGGUUGCUCCGGCCCUCAUUGCUGUCCACCCCACCCAUCAUUCCGUCGCAGUCGCCGUCGGCUCCGACCUCCGCGUCUUCGACCUCCAGACUGGCAAUCCAAUUUCUUUGCUGGAUGAUUCUAGCGAGCCUCUUCAUAGGGAUUCUAUUCGAGCAAUCCGUUAUGGUGCAAUGGGAAAGCUUUUAGUAACUGCUGGUGAUGACAAACUAGUUAAGAUUUGGAACACAGAUGCCUGGCGCUGUAUAUCUACUGUGUCAUCAGAGAAGAGAGUGAGUGCAGUUGCCAUAAGCAAUGAUGGUCUAUUUGUUUGUUUUGCUGACAAAUUUGGAGUUGUUUGGGUUGUGGAUUUGGAUGGAUUUCAUGAAAAUCAAGCUUUAGCCAGUAAGAAGGCAGCACCAAUUCUUGCUCACUACUGUAGCAUCAUUACUAGCCUGGAAUUCUCGCCGGAUGAACGAUUCAUUAUUAGCGCUGAUCGGGAUUUUAAAAUUCGUGUUACCCUGUUUCCAAAGAAGCCUUUAGAUGGGGCUCAUGAGAUACAGAGUUUUUGCCUUGGUCAUUCUGAGUAUGUGUCCUGCCUUGCCUUUGUUUGUGCUUCAGAUUAUCCUGAGGCUUUUCUUGUUUCUGGAAGUGGUGAUUCAACAGUUCGGCUGUGGGAUAUAACUUCUGGAUCUCUUCUUGAUACCUGUGACGUUGGAGCAGAGGCAGGAUUUCUAGAGUCUAACGGAAAAGCUGAUGAGUACGGUCCUGCUAUUACUGAUCUAUGUACCAUUCCUAUCAGUUCAUUGGUUGCAGUGGCCAUUCAAGGCCUCUCAGGAGUGGUGCUUUUGAGCUGCAACCUUGCUGACAAAGCUCUUUCUGUUUCCAAGGUGAUUUCCAUCAAGGGAGAGGCCUUCAUGCCGACAAGCUUAGGAACUAGCUCCUCUGCAGAGCUAUUGUGGAUGGUGACAGGUGUAUCCAACUUACAAGGUUUUGAUUCCACGUCUUUGGCCCGUGUGAGGGCUAUAUCUGGUUUUAGCAAAACAAAUCCUGAUUCUGGUGAGCUUGAUUCAAUUGUGUUGGAAGAUAGAGAUAUACCGGGGGGAAUUCAACUGCUUGAAAAGUUGCAGGGAAGUGGCUCAAUCGCGGAGGAGGUAUUUUUAGCAGCAGCGGAGACUGUGAAGACGGCAAUGCAUAAUUUGUUGAUUAAAAAGCAAUAUUCUGUGGAAAAGCGAGAGUUCAGAAAGAGGGGCAGAAAUGAUAGAAAAACCAAACAUUAACAAGAUUUUGUCAACAGUUGCAGUUUUUAUUCUUUCCCAUUCUAUGUGCAAUUCGUAGAGCAACUCUGUAUGUGUUGUUCUGUAGUUUUCUUUUGGUGUUUCGUAAUCAUAGUUAUUGGAUUUGUAGAAGGGAAAAAAAAUUGGGAAAAUGAUAAAAACAUCCAAGAGUUGUUUGAUGAAAUUUACUGUUUUCCGUUACAUAAAAUAUUAAAUA
This is a messenger RNA of Camellia sinensis, 1629 nucleotides long. RefSeq lists its product as uncharacterized. The record is from RefSeq and is a predicted model, not a curated record. Gene Ontology annotation, biological process: RNA (guanine-N7)-methylation; tRNA modification. Gene Ontology annotation, molecular function: protein binding. Gene Ontology annotation, cellular component: cytosol; nucleus; tRNA methyltransferase complex. Lineage: Eukaryota; Viridiplantae; Streptophyta; Magnoliopsida; Ericales; Theaceae.